AAAUCCAGACAGUGUGUAUUGAAUUCGAAAUGAUUUCCAAUUUCUUGCCUCGUGAGGACGGAAUGCAUCUGGGAUAUUCUCUGUGUGUGAGGAUUGAAUGAUGGAUUUUCUGUCGCUCUCGUUGGGUGAAUGGCCAGGCUGCCGUAAGGACAGUGCAAUCCCUUCCGAACAACAAGUCUGAUCCAAUCCAUGGCUAAAGUACAAUGCCUUAGGCGACCCUUAGAUAAACAUACACCAAAAAACGGAUGAUUUAAAGUGAACGAAACACGGGUACUUUCCCUCUUUCAAGCCUCGCCAAAGAAUUAUGGAUAGCGAAACACCUCUAACGAACCAAGUCUGAGACAGUACCAUCGAUAGACAGAGUAGCAUACACUAUCAAGAUUGCCAAAAUUGGGUUGAAAACAGUACAUCUGCCAUCAAACUGACUUUUUAAUGGAGACUUCUCUCACUGUUUUAGCAAUCCGUUAUGAUUUUAUCUAUACAUCGACAGGCAAUCUUGCCCUUGCAACUGAAGGUCUCUUCAAAUGCCCGAUUCGCUUUUGUUUGUACAAAAAUUAGAGGCUUCAGCAGAUGUUGGUUCCUUGCUUACGUGGAAAAAUGGGAACGUUAUAGAUACGCUGGAAUAGCUCAACAACUGCGAACGCUGUAAUUCUUACGGCGGUGAAGGAGCCUGGAAUAAAAUUUCAAGGUACUUGAUGUUAGUAUAAUCGACAAAGCUGGCCAAGAUGGUUUUACAUUCAGCCCUUAUGCAAUCGACUGAAGCAGAACAUCCAGCCGGGAAUAUGGCGGAAAAGCAUUCGUAAGGAGAGGACACAAAGGGUCACUGAGUCAUCUGCGAAAUCCGGAGCAGUGCUUGCAUAUGCUACCAGACCUUCUGACCAUCUUGAUGGCUACAAAGGUGUAACCUCUGUAGAUUGAUGAAGAUGAUAAAUAUGGCGAAAAGUGGACUGCAAUGCCCUUCAUUUCUGCUAUCAGAGGAUUAUGGUCGUAAUCCUUCCUGCUCUCACACGCUCACCGCUAAGCUCUGAUUGAGGAAGAGAUAUCUAGCCAAAGGCUAAUCACGGAUCUCUGCGAACUGUUUUAGCUAACUUAAGAAGACUUGCGUUGUUGUGGCGUUUGGGUGUGGUGGAGAUAAAAGAGAUUCGGGGCAACUGGAAUGAAGAGGCCCUCGAUCGCUUGUAGGAUUGUAGGCGUAUAAUGAGCGAUUCAUUAGUUCAGGUUCUAGAGACAUCAACGAUGACAACUGAUCGAACAAGCAACAAAGAUCGUACGCAUUCCAAGGAUGGUGAAUCGCACGCCUCUCACGGGCCGCACGACCCAGCAGCGCCUCAGGAUCACGCGAGUAGGGAGCUACCAGAAGGAGAAACGCUGGAGGAACGCGAAACGCCUACCGCGGAGGCUGAAAGUCGCAACCAAAACGGACAGGAAAAGGAUGACAAGAAGGUGUCAAUAAGACAACCACAGAAUCAGAACAGAAGGAAACAACCUGCAAACCUUCCAAAAGCACAACAGCAACAGCAGCAGCAAAAGUCAUACCAUGGAGGACGAAACAUUCGUUCAAGUCCAGGAGGAACAUGGCAAGCAUACCCUUCGUGGCCUGUAGGAUUCACAUCACCGCGUUUCCCACCAGCAGCUCCUAUAUAUGGCUAUGCACAUCCCGGGGCAUAUAAUAUACCAGGCAGUCCACCACCAACAUCAGGACAGAGAAGUUUAUCAGUUAGUGACAAUCAAGAUGAACCUGAAGAGAAGCUUAGCAAAACAAACCUAUACAUUAGAGGACUUUCCCCUGGAACAACUGAUGAAGAUUUAAAUAAUUUAUGUAGCAGAUAUGGAAAUAUUAUUUCAACAAAAGCUAUUCUAGAUAAGAACACUAAUAAAUGUAAAGGGUAUGGAUUUGUGGACUUCGAGUCACCCACUGUGGCUCAAAAAGCAGUUACCGCCCUGAAGAACAAAGGAAUUCAAGCCCAGAUGGCUAAGCAACAAGAACAAGACCCCACCAAUUUAUAUUUUCUAUAUCUACCACGAGAUUUUGAUGAAGCGAAAUUAGAAGCAUUGUUGAGAAGAUAUGGCAAAGUUAUAUCAACAAGAAUUUUAAGAGAUACUGACCAUGAGAGUAGAGGGGUAGGAUUUGCAAGAAUGGAAAAUACACAGAUUUGUGAACAGAUAAUCAAAGAUUUUAAUGCUAAAAAGAUUCCUGGUAGCAUUGAACCACUUGUGGUCAAGUUUGCUGAUGGAGGUCCCAAGAAAAGGCAACAAACUCAGCAAAACCAUGAUAAUUCAUGGCAAAUAAGUAGACAGGAGGGAGUACCCCUGCUUGGAUAUGGUGAACCACUAGUCAUGCAAAAUGGAUCAACUGUAGGCAGUUCAGGAAGAGUUAUGACGACUCAUGCUGCAGUCCUCCCAGGACAGGGGACAGCAUUUGUACAAACAAAUAUUCCAUUAGCAUACCAACUUGCGACAGGAGGAGGUGGAAGCUGGCUUGCACAUCAACCUUACAUUCAGAUGCAACAUCAACUACAACCAGGUCAGCUAGCAGCUGCUGCAGCAGCAACAGCAGUAACACCAUCAUCAAUGGAGCAUAAUGUUGGGGCUUUGCAGCAGAGCUCUGUGCAACAUCUUACCAGUCAGAUGAACCAGCUUCAGAUGUCAGGCUCGCAGUACUUAACCAGUCCAGUUCAUGGCUCAUUCUCACAAGCUUCAUGGCAAAUGAUGCAUCAGCAUGGACAACCACAACAUCCACACCCACACUACAUGUCAGUAGAGGAACACUCAAUGGUCGGUGAAGGAGAUCCUCUUGGUCCACCCAUGUCCCCACAAGCAACAGGCCUGCCGCAACACCUUGCUGAUCCUGGUCAAGGGUUAGAUGAACAUAGAAUGGCAGGCUACACGUCGCAUUACCAACAAAGAAAAUGAAGAUGGAAGAAAACUGAAACCACGAAUUAUUUAAAUUUGACGUGAUGAAAGGUGUCAAUGUGUUCCUGAAGAAUUGAAAGUAACCUUGGAAAAUGAAACGAGUGAGAUUUUACACGCCAUAGAGGCACCUGAAGGGAUCAGGAAUGGGUAUUAAUUUUACUUAAAUCAUAUGGCGAACUUGAUGUUGUCGGUUGUUUAAUUAUUUGUUUUUCUCUUUUCUUUCAACUUGGAGAGAAAUGGAGAGUCUAUUUUUUUAUAGAUCUGUUUUGUCAAAUUACCUCAAAGAGCUCCAUCUAAUUUGGUGGAAUCUUAAAAAGAACGGAACGAAAGGCAAUUUUUUCUGCCCUAGCAUGAUUUAUGAAAUAUUUCUCGUGGAAAACACGAUCACCGCGAAAGCCACAGCCCAAUUUCUAUCGAAACGCACCACCUGAUAAGCAAUUCCAGGAACCUCCUUAUAAGCAAUACUUAAACAUGAAAUGGAAUUAGACAGCUGUUACUUUUUGGCUACUGUCAGCAGAUCGGCCGAAGAGUCGUGUGAAAACAUUUAAAAGAGAUCCUGUGUGGUGGUAGGCUUAAUUAUAUUCAGAACUUAAUUUUUUUCCAAUCUCCAUCUUGCGUGGCAGAGGCGGGGUGUGCGUGAAUUGAAGUUACGUGCCCAGACAAGGGGACACAUUCUCGAGUCACGUGUAACCUCUCCUAAGGGCGAGAUUGGUUGUUGUUUCGACGAGAAAGAAAAGAUAAUUUGUAAUUGUUGUUGUUGUUAUUUUUUUUUAACAAAGAAGAGAGGAAACCUAUUGUGAUUGAUCCAUAUUUAAUUCGUAAUGGUUCCAACUGCAGUUGUAAGGAAUAGGAAUCGCACGUUUGAGUGAACCCAGCUCCUUAUCUCGUUCUAUGUGAAUUGGAACAACAAAUUGCCGAAUCAGCUGUAGUUUGAGCUAUUCUUUAUUGUUUAUUUUAUGAAAGAUGCAAUGCGAAUUUGUACAGAGCUCACGCUAAAGACAUUUCAUGUCCAGAUUAGUCAAUUAGGUACUACAGACUGAAAAAUUUAUGCUUGGGAAAUGGCCUUUUUUAAUUAUAGGUUAGUGAAGUACAUGCACGGUAAUUAAAUAGAAUGAGAGUAUGACCUUAAAGAGAGAAUUUCCUUUCAGAAACAAGGGAAUUUCUUGUACUUAUAGAAGUCCUAGGCGCCCUUAGUCAACAACGAUUGCAAAGGCUCAGAGAAAUGGCGUCAAGAAACAAACUUCCAGAACACUUUCUAAAAACGUUAUUCGAACAAUCGAAUGUAAAGGCGUCAUUGAUAUUUUAUGCAUAGACGUCGUAUAUGUCUAAAAUACCACAAACAAAUCACAAUGAAACUUUCGAGACAGGGGACAUAAAAACAUUAUCUAAGUUGUGAGUACUGCAGAGGAAUUUCCUCUGAAAGGUCAUUCUCUAUUGCUUACAAAGCCCCAAUUGCAUCAUACUCUCUUUGAGCUAAAGGUGUCAAAGCAUUUCGAGAAUUUAUUGUACAUAAGGUGAUGAUAGAGAGCUUUCCUACCUUUAAGCAGUUAUUUGUUCGAAAUCAAGAAAUUUUUGUUGAAUCGUCUUCGCCUCUGUCAGGAGCCGGUUUUAUAGUUGAUGUUAUCCUCUGUUUUCAAUUUUUUUUUUCUAACGUCCAUUUGUUUGUUUUCGGCUAUCUUAUUGUUUGCCAAGAACAAAGGAACGAACGUGGCUGAACUUUCCAUUAACUUUAAAUGAAACCUUCUACAUUACCUUUUUUAAUAGCUUUAGUGAGCUUCAAACUUUUUCAGCUUCCAUGCAUGCAUUUACCGUCGGAGAAAAAACCCACAUUCGCAAAUUCGACUUCGUAUGAGCAAAAUUGUGUAUUAGACUUAUCCCUACAUUUCGAAAUGUUGAAAUAUGAGCAACUCUCCAUUAACAGGCGUAUUUUGCACUCAGAAAACUUAUCAAUCCUAAAUGAAUCAUUUAAAUUCCAAGUGGUUUUACUGUAUAUUGCUUGACUUAUGGAAACAAACCAGGAGUUAAAAAAUACUUAAAAUCUGUUCUUUGAAAAACGAGUUCGAAUUCACCAAACCGAUCUUAUAUUAACAGUACUAAUGGUGCUAACAAAAUUUUUCGCUGGCAAGAAACUAAUGAUUAUUUAUAUCACUUCCAAAACAAACCCUCAAACUACUUCAAAUUACAUGACUGAAUGUUUUUGAGGUUUGUCGCUCGGAGGUGUGAGAGACUCUUGCGAUUCAAUUUAAAGCUUUCAAAGCCCGGGGAAACCUUAAAAACACAAGACAUCAAUAAGGUACAAUGAAAUAUGUUGUUUGUCGUCGUUCGUGAUUUUUGGGACAGCUGAAAUACAUCUUAUUUUGGAAUCCAAGUUUUUUGAAAACAAUUUGUUGUGACGGAAUAUUUUAAUUAGAAUUACAUAAGUGUUUUUGGAGUGUGGAGUGAUUUCAGUCUACUUGCAGCCGUUUUCGGUUUGUCACUCAAUAUGUUUGAUCCACAAGACUGUGUGUGUGUGACAAGCCUGAAAGAAGUGCCAUCAGAUCAAGUGAUUUCUCGUGCGCUCAAAUUUUUAAAACUCCUUUCAAGAGGAAAGCAAUACAUAGUUUACAAGGGAAAAGAGAAUCCACUCUGUUGUCAGCCUUAAAUGAAUUAGGAGAGACUGGCUACCACCGAAACUUUGAGAAUGACUCUGUUCGCGUGACAACCAACGAAUUGGGGCCGACUUUACGUCUGGUGUAUAGAACACUACUAAAUGCUAUCGCCUUGCCUUUACUUAAGGUUUUUAGAGCUUUUCAAUGGAGUUUCUUAAGUCCAACACUAAAGUAAUCAGAACGGGAAAUCAUAACAAAGGGAAUAUGAGAGGUCAAAGUAAGGAAACACAUGCAAGCCGCCUAAAGCAGAGGUAAACCAACUCGCGGUUGGUUUCCAUAUUGGAUCUAAAUUGUUGAGAGGAUGAAACUCGAUUGAAAAUCUCUAUUUUAGCCGUUAAGUGAUAUGAAGUUUACCAGUGAAAAUAAGUUUUUACAAUCUUGGCUGCUAUGCAGCUGUGUUUGUGUAUUGGGACGUAAGUCUCACUUCUGCCUGUCUGAGAUUUAUGUUCAGCAAGGUAUAAGAUUUAAUGACUGUUUAUGUGCCAAACUAAAUUUUUCAUGACCAAGUACCAUAGGGUGACGUCGUGGAGAACAAUCUUACGAAGUUACUCGAUAUAGCGUUUCCCUACGUCACCUUGUCUCUCGGUUUUCCAUCGAAAUCAAGAGAUCCAAGGGAAAAGUAUGCAACAUACGAAAUAGCACCAAGAGAAUAAGUCAAAAGAGCAAUACUUAAAUUAAAAAAAACGAACGAUUUCCAAAGGCUAAGUUCAGAAAAGUGGCAGUGUGUUUUAUACUUAAUUUUACAAACAUUUUGUUUUUUUUCCCUCGAGUAUUUUGUUUUAACUGUGCAGCGAAUUGUUCCUUCAGAGAGGAGCUUAAUUUAUGGGUGUACCAGCUUAGAUAGUGCAGUUAGAUAGCUCACUUGACUAGAGAUGAGCUUUACUGGUGAAAAUGUGACGAUGCAAUGUAGACGCACAGCUCUUAAGGCUGUGUUUUGAAGUAAGAGAUGAACAAAUUCCAUCAAAACAAUAUCUCAAGUUCAUUCGAUCAAGUAAAACUCUCUUGAGCACUUCGGUCGCCUUUUUAACAUGCUAUCAUUGCGCAAAGAAUAGUGGAAUUGAUUUGUAAUUUGUUUGCUUUCCGUUUUUAGUUGUAAUAGGUUUUUGCUUAGUUAAAUCAAAUUGAGGAAAUAAAAAAGGGAAACGACAAAUUGAGA
This is a messenger RNA of Pocillopora verrucosa, 6717 nucleotides long. NCBI's taxonomy places the organism in Eukaryota, Metazoa, Cnidaria, Anthozoa, Scleractinia, Pocilloporidae. The record is from RefSeq and is a predicted model, not a curated record.